This is a messenger RNA of Acinonyx jubatus (cheetah), 5187 nucleotides long. It is a transcript of the gene ERMARD, whose product is annotated as ER membrane associated RNA degradation. Lineage: Eukaryota; Metazoa; Chordata; Mammalia; Carnivora; Felidae. The record is from RefSeq and is a predicted model, not a curated record. The transcript is spliced from 19 exons. Bases 416 to 2515 code for a protein of 699 amino acids.
GCGGCGCCGGCCGACAGGAGCCGGAAGUCCUGGAGGAGGAGCGGGGCGGGGAGAGGUGAGGUGCAGGUGCGCCCCCGAGCGCGCUGUGGGCGUGCCGGGUGCCCGCCGCGGUGCGGGCAGGAGGAGGUACAGCGUCGGCGGUACCCAUCUGGCUGAGUGGGCCGUGGCGGGGCGCGCCCUCGGCCGGCGUCCCCGGGGCUCCGGCGGGUCUGCGCGCGCGCCGCCGCGGAAGCAGGUCGGCCUUGCCCGCCCCUCGUCCGCGACCAGACAGAAGAUGGGCACCCGACUCUGACCCCGAAGACGCACCCUUUGCCCUCGUUCUUCUGAGCGCCGCCUCGACCCCCAGUUGUUCCAGGGGCGCAGUUCCCCGCACCUUGCAGGUCCCAGGCUGAAAUUCGCGAGUAGAUAGUGGGCCAUGCUGUGUCCUGGGGGUACGACUCGUAGAAGACCUGACCUUGGUGCUGUAGGAUACGACAGUCUGGGGCAGAUGCUAUUAGAAGAUCCUAUUGCCACUUGUCUUUCUCCCUCAGUCUACGAUAUGAUCUGUAAAUUUGGGUUUGAAGUCAGAGAAACUUGUGAUAUCAAUAGCAUUGUAACUCAGAGGGGUGAAGUAUGCUGGAAGACAAUCACAGACUGCGUGAUUUAUACAGAAUCAGCCCAGAGUCUGGAUUACCCAGGAAGUGUGAGGCUGCUGGGCCCUGUGUGUGAGGCCGUCCACUCACAUUUGUUAUCUCUGACCAAGGAGCAGUUUGAAAUCUGUUAUACACCGUGGCUGCAGUGGACAGCUUUUCCAGAGUUAUUUCCUGAAAUACUUGAUGCUUUGGAAAGCCUUCAAUCUCCUGCUAUUUCUCUUAGCUUAAUGAAACUGACAGCAUGUCUAGAACGGGCUUUGGGUGAUGUAUUUUUACUGAAUGGGAAGGAAUGUCCUUUUCUUUUAAGAGAUCUGCUUGCAUCUAAGGAGCUUGCUCAGGUCUUUGGGCAGUCUGUGAUGGACGUACUGAAAGUCUUCCUUGGAUCUCCCCGCGGGCUCAAUCUGCGUAACAUCCUGUGGCAUGGGUUUGCGUCCCCUCACGAAGUCCCUCCGAAAUACUGUUCGAUGAUGACGCUGUUGACAGCGGGCUUGGGUCAGCUGCUAAAGAGUUACUUGCGACAAACUAAAUUUGCAUUGGUGCACCGACCUUUCAGAGCUCUUCCAGACCUUGAGGAUUUGGCCGUUUUCCCAGAUAUGACCUCUGAGGUACUUCCAGUGUUAGAAGAAGUGAUGAAGAAAUCCACUUUUAUAUUAAAAAUCAUGUUGCCAUACUGGGAAGAGGCGUUAAUCAGGUUCGAGGCACACAGGUUUGCUGACUGUGCCGUGUUGUUACUGCCGCAGCUGGAGAUGGGACUCAGGAGAGUGUUUGCCGUCGUUAACAAGUGUCCACAGAGACUUCUGACGGCUGAGUCAACAGCUCUUUAUACCACCUUCGAUGAAAUAUUGGCAAAGCACUUGAAUGAUGGUAAACUCAAUCAACUUCCUCUUUUCCUUGGAGAGCCUGCAAUGGAGUUUCUUUGGGAUUUCCUGAACCAUCAGGAGGGUCCUCGUGUAAGAGACCAUCUGAGCCACGGGGAGAUCAACUUCCCCGAAUUUCCAAAAGAAGCGGCGAACCAAUUGCUUGCAUUUUCCACCGUGCUUUUACUCCGAUUCGUCGACGAAGGCCUGUUGUCAGUGCUUAAGGAAAAGGCGGCGACAAGGUCACUGGUCGGUGUCGCCGAAAACUACCGUGCUCACGUCCACCCGGUGUCUCAGCUGAGAAAACAGGUGCUGAGCUGUGAGAAGAGUCUCGGGGCUUGGCCCCUCCUGUCUUUGCCCACAGAAGCCGAGGAGGCUGCCAGAUUAGAAGGUCAUUCUGAGACCGAUGCCUGCAACUCUUUACUUACAGAAAUCAUGUCUGAGCUGUGUCACCACCUGCCUGAGGAUCACCGUGUCGCUAGGGGCUUGGACAGCCUUCCUGCUGAGAAGUGGCCCCAGGUGAUCCGUGAACUCUGCGGCACCCCCGUGCCAACUCUGUUCUGUCCCAGAACCGUUCUGGAAGUGCUCACUGUCCUCCGAAACAUCACAGCACACUGUGCCCGUGUGUCCAGCCAGGUCGCUGCCUCCGCGGAGCUCAGACAGCAGCAGUGGGUGGAACGGAGGCUGCGCUCCCGGCAGAGACAGACGUAUCUGCACAUGCUGAGUAGUAUUAAGCUUCUGUCUCCUGUGCUUUACCUGAUUUUACUGCUGAUUGCGCUGGAAUUGGUCAACAUUCAUGUGGUUCAUGGAAAAAAUACUUGCGAAUAUCAACAGUAUCUAAAGUUCUUAAAGUCGAUCUUGCAGUACACGGAGAACCUGGUGGUUUACACCAGCCAAGAGAGGAACAAGUGGAAUGAAGCGAUCGUUCUUACGCGUACAGCUCUGUUGAAAAUUUGGACUUUCAGUGAGAAGAAACAGAUGUUAAUACAUUUAGCCAGGAAAUCCACAAGUAAAGGGGUUCUGUGAAAGCACUUACAGGUCAAGAUGCUUUGGGCGACAUCCAGAAACCCGGUCCACACAGGCUUUAUUUACCUGCAUGGAAAUUGAAAAUCCAAAGGUAGGGUGGUUUCCAGGGUCUGUUUGAUCAGGGAUCCAAUUCCGUUUCUCUGCGGUUUUCUGAUUUGCUGUUCCUGAGUCGGUGUGAACCUCAGGCUGGGUCCCAUCCCAAAAUCAAGUGGCCGUGGCAGUUUGGUGCCCCCCCCCCCCCCCCCCCCCGCCAUGACACAGUGUCCAGGGGCAGGGGUGCUUUUCACCCCAUGUCACCCAGAGAACUCUUGAAAACUGUCACUGUGGCCGGGACCCUGCCACCGUCUGUACUCACUGGCCAAGCUGUGUAGGUGUCCAGUCCUGAGCAACCACCGGGACACAGAGAGUGAGCUUGGGCCAGUCUGGCCUCAUCCCCGGAGCUGGGAGUGAGGUUGGACGAUCCAGGUCCCAUGGGAAGGGUCAGGAGGAACAGCUCCUGGGAGGUACGCCAGGCAGACGUGGGUGCCGGGCAGCACAUGGCUGGGAGAGCAGGAGCCCGGGCACGUGUCAGGGUAAGGAGAGUCCCAUGCAGGAGCAGGGAGAGCCGGAGGGGUGAGGGACAGGGUGCAGCCACCUCAGUCCAGCCCAGAGAGCCACGGUCUGCGUUUCUCCAGGGCUCCCUGUGCCGCUGCAGCUGUCUGUCUGUCUGUCUCAGGUGGCAGCUGCAAAGCCAGCAGCCGUCAGGGCCCCCGUGAGGCUGUCCGGACCCCAGGUCUGCAUGUGCGCUAGGCCACGUACAGUGAACUGUGGCCUCCUCUCUGCUUUGCAAACCUGGCCGGCAGGUUCUAACCCACAGCCCUCCAAGGAAGGACAUCCAGCACGUGCGUUUCUGGCUUCUUUGCUGUCGGAGAACGGUGUCGAGGGAUGGUGCUGUGGGAUGACAAACAUUCUGGCACAUUCCGUCCAUCCCUUUGCCAACUCCGUACCCGCCACACCUUUUUUAAACUAAACUCCUGGGUGAAGGCAGAGCACCGAGCUUCUGCCCCUGUAAAGCAUCCUUGCUGUUUGCAAGUGUAGACCCCGAAUCCCACAAGUCCCCGUUUCUGUUCCUGGGACGUGUUCUUUGGCAGGUGGUCACAACCUCCCUUGGCCAGAAUCUAAGUGACGAUUUGUAGGAGUAACCACUCUUAACCCUGCUGAUGUUGGAGCUGGACCGGAAAAGGGCAGACAAGAGAACCCAUAUACUUACCAAACCUGCGAAGGAAUAGGUGGGGCCUGUGCACCUGGUGAUCUGCAGAAGUUGGUAUUAAAAAUCCCCUUUUCUCCAGCACAUUCCGUGUUCCUCUGCCCUUGGCCACUUACCUGGUAGGGUGGCCCAGGCUGCUUUCCCGAAGGGUUUCUCUCAAGUCUUUCCGGUUUUGCCAACUAGUUCCCCACCAGCUCUGAUCCCUGGACGUGGGAAUACUCGGAGGUUCCCCAGAUGACCCCUCGAUUCCAGACACACUCGUCCCUGCUCCCCUGUCUGGCAGCACGCCUGUCCCUAAGCGAGUGAGGAGCAGUCGCCCACACCGUCACGGUCAACCCCUCUUGGCCUUUUUGUUUAUUGACACGAGGCAUCCGGGGAGACGGGCGGCCUCUCAGCCUGCAGGCCAGUGGGGCACCCGUGUCCCUCUGUGGAAGCUUCUCAGGAACCUUCCAGCCAGCACAGUCCAGAAUUACGAGACAGGCUAGUGGCUCAGGGACUGUAAGGAGAGGAACUGUUCCCAUCGCUCGUGCUUCCGCCACCUGUGUGCUGGCAGUGAGACGCGCUGUAAGCUGAGUGGCAGUUCGGGGCAUGAGGCCCAUCUCAGGGGACAGCAACCCCACGAGGCACGGCUGCCAGCCAGCGUAGAUGCGUCUGUCCCCCGCCACGUCCUCCAGCUGGCCACUUCGGAGUGCGUGGCGGGUGUGGUCCACGGGCCUCCUUGCUGGGCUUCUCGGAAGCAGUGCUGUCAGAACGACGGCGGUGAGGGAGGCUUUGUGAGCCCGCUGACUGAGAGCAGUCACGUCCAGGGACAGGCCACUGCGUCCCCGGGUGCCGGUGGUGGGCACCCGUGUGGGGUACGGCUUCUGCCCGCAGCUCUUCUCAGGAGGCCUAAGCACUUCCCUCUUCCGCGGUCCCUGUCCAGAGCUUAGACACCGCUUGCCACCGAUUUUCCAGUCUUACUCCGUCACUGACCGUCUAGCCAAGCGCUUUCUCGUUGCCUGUUUUCCUGUAGCUCCGUCCUCCUGGCUCCGCUGUGUCCAGGGAACGUGGACAACUGCGUGUGGUGCCUGCCCUGGUAGGGCCCCCUCCCAGGCACGCGCCCCUAGCGUUCUGGGACAGAACCGUGGUAGUUGUUCUGCAGAUAACGCCUAAGGCCGUGCUUUGCCACGGGACACCUGGCGAUCCUCCCUUAGGGUCACCCUUGAGGCUGUGAUGCUACAACUUUCGUCUUUAGUUGGUGUCAGUGGUCUUGUACAGAAAUCAAGUAGGACCUUCUCACAUCGGGCGUCUGAUCAGUGGAAACUCCGGGAGACCGUGGGUACCCGACGAAGGGCCGGUGUAGCAGGGUAGGUGCUCUGGGGUCUGAACCAUUUGCGUGUGCAGCCUGUGCCCUCGGGACACGCUCGAGCCCGUGUGUGUGUGUGCG